GUUUUUUUAGGCCGUCACUCUGCAGCGGGAGCUUAGCGUGUGUAGACAGCAAGCGCCAGUGGGUGGUGACGGCGAGUCUGCAUUUUUCUAUAAACGAGUGCCCUCUAGGAGUCGGAGCACAAAGCGUCAGUGGUGAAUGUCAGGUAAUAAGAUCGAGCCAGCGAUGGAAAGACAGCACGGGAGAGGGAGAGAGGCAGAAGACGGCAAACCAAAAAUCGAAGAUCCACAGGAUACGGCAAGCAGUGGUGUAGGGUGCUGUGGCAUCAUUUUGAUAUUCCUCUCCUUUAUCUUCGUCCUUGUGACUUUUCCAUUAUCAAUAUGGCUCUGUAUAAAGAUUGUAAAAGAAUACGAGAGGGCUGUCAUCUUUCGACUUGGACGUAUUGGAAAAGGUGGAGCAAAAGGACCAGGUAUAUUUUGGAUCCUUCCAUGCACUGACAGCUUUCGCCGUGUUGACCUGAGAACUGUAUCAUUCAAUAUCCCACCUCAGGAGGUAUUAACCAGAGACUCUGUUACCAUCAUGGUGGAUGCUGUUGUGUACUAUCGUGUAUUCAAUCCUACAGUAGCCAUCACAAAGGUGGAGAAUGCAGAUAUGGCUACACGCAUGCUUGCACAGACGACUCUGAGGAACAUGCUGGGGACAAAGAACCUUUCUGAAAUCCUCACAGACCGUGAAGAGAUGGCAGAUCAGAUGGAGCAUAUACUGUAUGAUGCCUCAAAGGAAUGGGGAAUAAAAGUUGAGAGAGUCGAGCUGAAGGAUGUCAAACUCCCUGAAGCUUUGCAAAGAGCGAUGGCAGCCGAGGCUGAAGCAUCCCGAGAUGCCAGAGCAAAGGUGAUCGCAGCAGAAGGUGAAAUGAAUGCAUCCCGUGCCUUAAAAGAGGCUGCUAUGGUAAUGGCCGACGCACCUUCGUCCCUGCAGCUCCGCUACCUGCAGACUUUAACGGAGAUAGCCUCAGAAAGGAAUUCCACCAUUGUGUUCCCAAUUCCCAUUGACUUCAUGGCAUCCUUUAUGAAAAAUAAAUGAGAGCGAAAUCUGCAUCAGCGAUUAAUCUGGAACUACGAAUAUUGAGAUUAAACAUGUGAAUAAAGAUUUACUGUAUAAAGAGUUCUUUUUAAGUAAAUUCUGUAAUGUGUAAAAGAGCAUCAGCUCUAUUCAGGUUAGUAAAACUAUAAGAAAAGCUAUUGCAUUAAAAAAAAAAGGACAUAAUGGAUAUAAUAGGCUUUCUUUGUUUAGGGUUCUUGGUUUGAACAAUACCAGUCUAUCAGCGAACUAAAAAUGUAUUAAAGCCAGAAAAGUGACAUUACGUGGUAGUUUACGUCUGGCACACGUGUUAGCAUUAAGUUUGUACGGGCCAUUUGGAUUAUUUCCGCAACAGCUGUCUUGUUUUCACAGGUUUUCGAAAAGAUUAGCAAGCCCCAUUGGCGUAGUAGGCAGUAUAGGAUGACAAAAGGUGGCAGAUCACCUGAUGGUGAGAAGGAUGAGGGGGUUUUGGAGGAAGGGGUGAUUCGAUAGUGAAGUCAAUAGUGAGAGAAGUAGCUAACUGGGAUUGGUUGGAUGAUCUUAAAUAAUGGAAGAAGAUCUGUUUUCCACUUCAAAAAUAAAAAUCUGCUCUGUGUAAGUAUACUUUACAAUGGCUUUGCGUGCUUGCACCCAAUUUUUACUGUCUUAGACGCAAUUUCAGAUUAUCAGUGGUGUCUUUAACAUGUGCCUUCUGCUGUGGCUCACCCAUAGCCAUUGCAUAGACAUUUAGGUCUUUAAGCAUAUUCAUUAAUUUUCCAACCAGGUCAUGGGGGCAACAGUCGUAGUACUGUGGCCCAUAUGUCCUUUUCCCCAGCCAUACUUGUCAACUCAUACUGUGGCUAUCCAAAGGUGUUCUCAUGCCAUCUGGGAGAAUUACCUCAAUUGGUGGAGGGUCAGUGGCUCUACUCCAAGCCUGUCUCCGAUGUCUGUGCUUCUCAUCUAUAAGGUAGAGCCCAGCCACCUUGCAGAGAAACCUCAGUUCGGCCGUUUGUACUCUGUUGAAGUAACCCUCGAGGAAGACAGGAAUAGUUCAAUCAAUUAGUCCUUAUUCAGUCACCGGUGAGUACAUAGGAUUCAUGCGUUUCAAGGCAGAAGAGCGCAGAUUUCCCUUUUUCUUCCCAACCUCUUCCACUUACUUCUCAAAAAUCAUAUCGUUUACCUAAGCAUUUCAUCUUAUAUUGUACAAAUCGGCAAACCGUUUCUGUUUUAUGCACGUGUCAGAUGGAGCCCAAAAGAAGGAUAGAUCAUCUGUCCUGUGUCUAACAGACGCGUUCCUAAAAAGGAAGUUGUCCUCAGUCAGCUUACUGCACCCUGUCUUAUGACAGACGCCUGUAUGUACAACCUGCCGUUAGAGAAAAACAGCUUUAUCAGCUUUUAACCCUUAGUAGUUUUCAAGCAGUUAAAUUUUCUUUCACAACUUGCAAUCUCAUUUUUUUACUCAUUACCAGAAGCUCUUGACCAUAGGUGAGGGUAGUGACAUAGAUCAACUGAUAAAUCGAGAGCUUUGACUUCUGACUCAUUUUUUAGGUGAAGCUCUGUAGAACUUAGACACCAAGUAGUGUGGUAGAUAGUUCGACUUUAGGGACUUCAAAAACUCGAUUUGAUGCUUUUUGGAAAAGCUAAGCGGAUAGGACUGGCGAACUUUGUUGGGUUGAAUGGCCUGUUCUAGUCCAGAUUGUUCUAAUGUUCUAACAUUAGAAAAAUUGUAAUGUGAAAAAGCCAUUCAGCCCAACCAGCUGGUCUGUCUUAGUCACCUAAAUUGUCCAAAAUAACAUCCGGUUCCCUAAAGCCUUACUCUUCACCACACUACUUGGUAAUUUACUCCAUGUGUCUAUGCUUCUUUGUGUCUUCAUUAACUGAUCACCAUUACGUACUCAUACAGUCUGCCUUUCCUGUUCAGAAUCUUGGACAAGAUGCAGUUCUAUCGCAGGUCUCUUUUCACUGUGCCACCACUCCAUACUUCAUAUACGAUCCUUAAAUUCAAAUGUCAGGGUUCCCAUCCUAAGUAACUAGAUAAGCCCUAACUCAGACUUUGUUCAUCCAACAACGUAUCGUGCACAGCGUAUUACAGCCUCCCGUGGCUCUAGUGGCCUCCUUUCUGCUUAUUCCUUAUAUACAGUAGGUAUCAUACUACCAGGGUUCAUAGUGACCCCAAAUACUAAACUGAUUUUUUUCUAAAUGAGAGAAGGCUUUUUAGACAAGUGUACUUGCAUACAUUUUCCAGUAGGAUGUGGCAAGGAGCCUGAGCUGGUUCUGGGUAAAGAAAGCUUAAGGCACGCUGAAAUGGAUGAUUGUCUAUCUUGGAGCACCAUCAUUCACACACAGCCAUUCUACCUUGCAAGGCCUUCUUACGUCACACUCUUUCACACUUGGACCAGUCCAUCUGCAGCGGGUCGUUCAGCUGUGGAAAGACACUUGUUGGAUCAUAUGGAGAGCCAUAACUGGAGAUACUGAGCUGAGGUUCCGGGCACCAUCAAGUCACCCUCUAAUUGCAUGCAUUAUCAAAGUUCUUUAAUGUAGUUCAAAAUGAUGAGGUGCCAGAACUUAUCCUGGCAGCAGUGGAUUUCAUUCAGGAAUCCACACUGAAUGGAGCAACAGCCUUUAUGUGAAACAUUUUGGUAAUGCAGGUCUCACGUAAUUUUUAUAUUCUUGUUAUGUUAACUGAAUUGCACUGAGCCAUCAAAUUCAUAAGAACCACAAGCAGGGAGCCAUCUGUAAUAAGUGGCCAUUAUGGAUGUGCUAAUUAAAGUGAAUGACAACGUGGAUGAAGAAGGAAUGUUUAUUUUUUUAUUUUUAUAGUUAUUGAUUUAUUUUCAAUUAGUAUUGUAUCCUUUCAUUUUCAAAUAAUAUGCCAUUGCUAAUUCUGAAAGUCAAAUAAUUCUUGUGUGUUCAUUCACUCUAUGCCAUAUAUUAUGAAAGAGUUUGCCUUUAUAUGAGUAUUCUGUAUUUAGGCAUUUUAAAGAACACAAAGUGCUUGUUUGUAUUGUUAGGACUAAUAGUUGUGAAUUGUAAAUAUCUUGUUAAUUUAAAAAUCAAUCGGUGGUGACAUAUUAUGAAUGUUUCAGUAACAAAUAUGAACUACAAUAGAGUUAAAUGAACAUAUUUCAUAACCUCUGGGAUUUUAAUACUCUAUAUAGAAGUUUGAAUGUUUAUUUUUUAGUUUUUUAAAUGAAUUACUUUCUUUUAUUACUAUGUGUAUUGAAAAUGUAUUUUAUUUUUUUUGGCAGACAUCAAAUUGUUUUUCUUUUCUAAUUUUCUUUUCUAAAUUUCAUGUAUUUUUUUUUCUUUGCAUGCUAUUAAAAGAAAAUGAAGUAAAUGAAAAUGUGAUUUCAAAAUAAAAUCUAUUACGGUAAUUGGUAUAGUAAAUCAAGAAUGAACAAAGAAGGAGAAGUCCCAUCCAGCUCCUUGAACAUUGAAAUGAGAUUUAUCUAUAAAUUUUAAACUGUAA
Molecule: messenger RNA, 4466 nt
Organism: Erpetoichthys calabaricus (reedfish)
Lineage: Eukaryota; Metazoa; Chordata; Cladistia; Polypteriformes; Polypteridae
Product: stomatin-like
Exons: 7
Coding region: 137-1021 (294 amino acids)
Cellular component (GO): plasma membrane
Source: RefSeq, a predicted model, not a curated record